GCAAAAUGGAAGGGUUUAAAGAGCAGCUAAGCCCCCUCCUCCGUAGAGCAGGCAGUAUAUAACAUAGGGCAGCAUGCUGCUCUCACAUUUUAUGUUAGAAGUCUGGUUGCAAGAGAGAAUGAAAAGGGUCUUACCAGUACAUUGAGAGCAAGUACUGUCAAAAAGCUGGUUAGAAACAGAAAUAAUGAUGCAGUUUUUCCUGUUACUGCUGCUAGCCAGUUCCAAUGCUGCUGUUCCCCUGGAAAACUUGGGUCAAGAUGACAUCCUCACAGUGCCUUCCGAAAGCCUUACAACAGCACCAAGUCCAACAGAGGCAAAGUCUCGGUUUGCCAUGCUAGACGAUGUCCGCCUUCUUGCAAAUGGCCUCCUUCAACUGGGCCAGAGCUUACGAGAGUUUGUCCACAAGACCAAGAACCAAAUUAAUGAUAUCUUCCAAAAAUUGAAUAUUUUUGACAAGUCAUUUUACCAGCUUGUAGUGGUCACAUCAGAAAUCAAGGAGGAAGAGGAAGAACUGAAGAGGACAACCAGUGUAUUGAAAACAAACAAUGAGGAGAUCAAGAACCUGUCUUUGGAAUUCAAUUCUAAGAUUAAUAACAUUGUGCAGGGGCGUGAACAGCUGCAGAGCAAGGUGGGAAGACUUGAGGAGAGGUUAAAGGGACUGUCAGAGCAUAUGCUCCCUGCUGACCAACUCAAAGAAAUUAGAGCACUCAAGGAGGUGAUUGAAACUCAGGAGAAAACAAUCACAAAUCUACUGAAUGCUGUGCAGGAGCAGCAUGCGCAGCUUGACCAUCAAAAAAUCAAAAUUAAGAAUAUGGAGGAAAAGCUUAACUAUGACAGUUUGCAAAACACAGCUGAUAAGACAAUGGAUUCAGAGACUACAGCUCCAGAUGUGUUUGAGUAUCAGAUAAGAAACACAUCUGAUGUCUAUGAAAAUGAUUUGCCCAUUGAUUGCAGUGAGUUAUUUGAAAGAAAAGAGAACAGGAGUGGAAUCUACAUCAUCGAGCCAAAACAAUCUGAGCCUUUCAGUGUUUACUGUGAAAUGGGUUCUGAUGGCGGUUCAACUGUGAUCCAACGCAGGGUUGAUGGGUCAGUGGAUUUUGACCAGACAUGGGAUAAGUAUGAGAAGGGUUUUGGAGAUCUGGAAAAGGACUUUUGGUUGGGGCUGAAGAAGAUCCAGAGCAUUACACAACAAGGAUUAUACAUCUUGAGAAUUGAUCUGGAGGACUGGAAGGAGGAUAAACACUGGGCUGAAUACCACUUCUCACUAGAUGGUCCCUCUGAGUACUAUGCACUCCAUCUGAGCCACUUCUCCAGUGACCUGGUUGAUGCCAUGGCUAACAGUUCCAGUGUAAGAUUCUCCACCAAAAACCAAAAUAAUGGCAAUCCACAAGCCUCUAACUGUGCACGCAAUUACACAGGUGGUUGGUGGUUUACUGGGUGUGGAGAAAACAACCUUAAUGGAAGGUAUCUAUGGGUUAGAGCUAAAGGACGUUCUGGGAGAAGAAGGGGCCUUCACUGGAAACCUGGAAAUGGGUCAGCAUAUUCCCUCAAGAUGACUAAAUUCUCCAUACGACCAGCCACAGCUGCUGAAGGUUUCAAAUGAAACCGAUAUCCAUGCCAUCUCAGAUAACACGACUGGCAUUUUUAAUCAAACACUGAUAUACACCUCUCACCCAACAUAACACAUACACAAAUCUAUGACACUACAUUUUUGUUGUAAAAGAACAUUUUUGUAGAGGCUGUUACCGCCCACCAAACAAAACUAGUAGUCUCAAAAUACUGCCAUGGUGAAAUGAUGCAACAAUGCCAUAAAGGUCAUAAAGGUAUGAAGAAGAUGGGCUUUAGAACUAUCGUUACACAACAUCAGUCACUAGCAGAAUGGAGCGAUUAAACCAUGCAGACUACAGUACUACAAUAAUGCAGUAGAAGACAAAACAACAAGGACUGAUGGAAAAGCAAUUAAAAAUGUAGCAUUGCUCAGCAAAUCUUUUCAGUAAACAUGAAGGUUCGAGUUGACUUUAGCAUGUUCCAAGUGGAUUAAAGGCAAGUGAAAGUUAGGAUUUGAUAUGGUUUUGUAGUGACUAUGUGCUUUGUUUUGCCCAUUGUUCGUUUUCAUUUUUUACUCAGUAAAGUAUUUAAAUCAUGUACCUGCUAUUACUGUAUGUUAUAUGGUAAAAUACACAGUGCUAUGUAUCUCCUGUUAUUGGGUCACAUUGACUCCUGUCCAUUGUACACAAAUGUUCUGUAAAUGUGUUUCAUCAAGUUCCAUACAAGUGUUCCAAAAGUUCAUUAAAUAAGAAAAUCCA
Phycodurus eques (leafy seadragon) is the source of this 2306-nucleotide messenger RNA. It is a transcript of the gene angptl3, whose product is annotated as angiopoietin-like 3. Gene Ontology annotation, biological process: phospholipid homeostasis; cholesterol homeostasis; phospholipid catabolic process. The transcript has 7 exons. NCBI's taxonomy places the organism in Eukaryota, Metazoa, Chordata, Actinopteri, Syngnathiformes, Syngnathidae. Bases 185 to 1603 code for a protein of 472 amino acids. The record is from RefSeq and is a predicted model, not a curated record.